AUGUUUACGACUGACGAUGAUGAGGACACCGAGAGUGCUAUCUGGCCAAUUGACGCUUCCACGAGCACAAUCGUGGCACACUGGGUGAUCCUCCUGCUCACUAGCAACGGCACGGCAUUCACUCGCUCUUACGGGACGACUCUUGUCGUGGAACUUAUCUGGGAGAUCGAUAGUCUCCUCAAGAAGAACACAUUCAAGUGA
Molecule: messenger RNA, 201 nt
Organism: Laetiporus sulphureus 93-53
Lineage: Eukaryota; Fungi; Basidiomycota; Agaricomycetes; Polyporales; Laetiporaceae
Exons: 2
Coding region: 1-201 (66 amino acids)
Source: RefSeq, a predicted model, not a curated record